ACCGACGCAACACACGCCGGUCAGUCGUCAACAGCACCGCACGUUGCUUGUUCGUCUUUAUAAUAUUCACACACGCGCUUAAAAUAUAAUUAUCUACCCGUGACACCACAUAUCGACGUAGUAUCAUAUAGUGGCUAGUGGGCUAUAACGAUUCGUUUUCGAUAUAGUCAAUAGUAAAAUCUCAUAACUCUAAUAGUUUUCAUUUUUUUUUUUUUUUUUUUUUUUUGUUGGCACGAUAGUUCGUCUCGAUAACUUCCCUUUCGAGUGCGUUCCGGAAAUCCAACAUCCACGAAGUCUACUGCAGACUUCCGAUCAAGUGUCAGCGAAAUUCAGACCAGAGGUGCACACUCACUACGUCGAUAUCCUCAGUGCUACACCUAUAAUAUUUUACACGUGAGUCAAGUUGGCUUCAUUCGUCGGUGCAUCGACCAUUUUCGACUUCAACAGACAUAAUCGAGCAAACGGCGUGGACGCCGAUAUGAUGACAUCCGUGGCCUGACUUGCAUACUAUCCGAGCACGUUUGACAGCGAUAACAGCGACGAAAUCGACACAGCGAUAGACUGAUAUACGCCGCUCCGCGAUGAAUCGGUCCACACACGCGGCCGCUCUGAUAGUGGCCAUCGGGCUCUGCCACGCCGUGGCCGUCACAGGUUCCGACGAGUCGGUGUCCGCGACGACGGACGAUCUGCAAGGUCGGCUGAUGGACACGGUGGACGGGCUGUUGGACGCUGCCGACUCGUAUCAGCUGGCGCCUGGCGUCCGGAUCAAGCGGUCCUCCGAGGAUACAGCCGACCCUUCCGCAGAUCAUCUGGCCGACCGCGAUCGUGAUCCUGAGAAGUACCUGAUCGACAGGUUGGCCCGGUACGCCGGAACUCACGUUCUGGACGUUGACUUUGCCGAGAUGUUCCGGACUUCCGGAAGGUCGUUUUUCCAACUUAAACAUCUGCCCAGAUUUAACUUUGGUAAGAAUUCAUUUUUGACUGGUUUUGGAUUGGGUUUUUUGGCGUUCGGAUUGAAGAAAUUAUUACUCCCGAUCAUCAUCGGUGCACAAAUCAUCAAAUCCAUUGCACUUGCCGCUCUGUUACCAACAAUAUUGGGUAGCGUCGGAAAAGUAGUUUCAAAAGGUGUAUCAAACUUCGCGUCGAGUUCAUCGCACUUUGGACCUGGAGCCGGUUCAGAUGGUUUAAGUGACUUUGAAUUUAAAGACCAACAAUCGAACAUCGGUCUGGGUUACGAUACGGCUGGUGCCGCGGACACUUCGGGUUCGGAAACGGGUUACCAGAGUAUUUGGACGUAUCCACCAGAUAACAAUGUGAAUGCGAUAACCGCGAGCUACGGUAGCAACAGCAGGUACCCACAGAAAUAUGGUCAAAACACUGUGUCCAGCACCAAGCUCCAGUCGGGCAACUAUUAUACAAAAGACAAGACCGAAGACUUCAAGGUAUUCCAUACGAUACCAACCAGCUCGCAUCUGUUGGCAAACUACGAUCCAUUUUACAGUCCACUAUUGUCCAGGAUCGACACGGUGUAUAAGCAGCUCGGGUACACCACUGAACCAUGCCGGGAACGAUUGGUUUGCCAAAUGUACAAGAACCCAGCCAAGUUUGCACCGUACAGCAAUCUCAUAUCAGCUCAACUCAGCAGAGAGUUGAAUGAAUUGCGCAAACCAUCGUCCGAGAAUCCAGAGAUAUUGCGAUUUUUCAAGUAUAUGAAAGCCGCUAAAGAUGGUCAAGACAACAAAAAUUGCGAGAUGAUAUUCUCGUCGUGCGUGUCUCAAAGGUCACCGGACGAUUCGGUGCCUAUGAUGACCACUUACAAUGAAAUCAAUAAAUUGGUACAGGCACGAAACGCUAAGAGACUGAUGGAAUCGUCCACUGUUUCCGAAGACGUUAAGUCGGAAUCAUCCACUGUUGGUGACGUAGAGUCGGUAUUGACUUUGAAGUGAAUAAAUGACGUUUUUUUCGAUCAAUGACGCAGCGUGGCAGAAUAUAUUCAAAGUCAUUAGGAAAUAUAUACGAUACCUCGUCUAGCUCAACAUAGUUUGUAGUUAUAGUUAUUCUGUAUAGUUACGGUAUAGUUAGUAUGCCAAAUGCGCACACAUCAUAGGAUGAUAGUUAUUUAUUGAGCGCGCGGCAUAUUGUUAAAUCGGUAAACCGCGCGCGUCGUAUUUUUAUCAUAAAAUAAUAAUAAUAAUAAUAAUUUAUUGUGUAUAUACCGUGAACAUAAUAUUUCGAUAAUUUGUCAUAGUUUUUGCGUCUAGUCGAUCUGGAUGCAUUUAUAUUAUAUUCAUUGUUUGAUCGAAACACGCAGAGAACCAAUAUCGGAAUCAUCGCUCUACUGACAAUUCGUCGAACUUUAUGUUUUCGAUACCUAUUAAAUAUAGUUCACUACCGAAAUGGUUUCGGAAAAUUUGGACAUGAGUUGUUGUUCUAAAUCAUCUCAAGUUUAGCCAGAAUAUGAAAAUUGUUUUUCGAGUUCCAUUUUUGGACACAUAUUUAUUUAUUUAUUUAUUUACUUAUUCUAUUUUGAAUUGCUCAACUUGAAUAACGGAAAGAAAGUACGCAAAAUGAGUAAGUUUUUAGAAUAUUUUGAAAUACUACUUGAGAUAUCGGUACAAUAAUUAUAUAAAUAAACCAAUACGGCUUAUUUCGCCAUCAUAAUAAUAUUAUUAUGAUAGUUGAUUUAUAAUUGACGGUAUACUUGGUUUUUAUGAAAAACGUUUCAAGACGUUUCACAGAUCUUCGAAUACCAUAAUCGUUUUUUAAACACUUUAUUACAAACUAUUUAAGAUAGUUGGGAUAUUCGAUGGUUUGAUGUUCAUUGUCAUAUUAUAUCGUAUUUUAACCCAGAAAUGUCUUGAAAAAAUAACACUUUACGUAGUGUUUAGUUUUGAUUAAUAACUAAUAAGCCUGUCUAAUGUAAUAGUUAUAUAGGUAGGUAUCACAACAAUCUAUACUAUUAUAAUUUUGUGAUAUUGAUAGUUAUCUAAUAUCAAUGAAUUAAGUGCCUAAUUUACUAUGUCAGUGAUAUUAUAUAUAUUUAAUUUUAUGUUGUAUUGCAUCUUUGUUUAUACAAUUUACAAGAUUCAGUUAAUUUUACUUUGUAGGUAUGUAGUAUGUAGUAUGUACCGAUGAUUUGUGUUAUUGAUCACAUAUAUUAAUUGUACCCAACGCGUGUUAUUAUAUUGUUUUAAAUUAAUAUAUUUAUUAUGUUUUAUAAUUUUGUAAACACCAAACACAUUAUGUACCUAUAUAGCCAUACAGUGUAGAUAAGAUAUAACAUACAAUAAUGCGUUAGUUGUAAAUUUUGCAUUGUACUUUUUACAACUGCACUUUAAUAAUUGUAAUAGUAUUAUUAUAGAGUCAGUAUUUUGUAAAUAAUUAUUUAUGCACUAAUCAAACACAGUUGACUAUAUCAUAUUUUAUAAUCGAAUUGAAAUUAUUGUUAUCUUUUUGUUAAGCUUCUGUACUUUCAAAUAUUUCUAUUGUUAGCUUUAAUAUAAGAAAUAUUUUAUUUAAAAAAAUAUUAUUAUCAAUAAACUAUGUAUCAAUACUU
This is a messenger RNA of Aphis gossypii (cotton aphid), 3556 nucleotides long. RefSeq lists its product as uncharacterized. The coding region runs from base 582 to 1946 and encodes 454 amino acids. The record is from RefSeq and is a predicted model, not a curated record. The transcript is spliced from 7 exons. NCBI's taxonomy places the organism in Eukaryota, Metazoa, Arthropoda, Insecta, Hemiptera, Aphididae.